Molecule: messenger RNA, 336 nt
Organism: Dracunculus medinensis (Guinea worm)
Lineage: Eukaryota; Metazoa; Nematoda; Chromadorea; Rhabditida; Dracunculidae
Source: the annotation of a GenBank genome assembly
AUGACUAUUUUAUUAAAACCGAAUGAUCGGCGUCAUCAUCAAAAUAGUGGAGAUCCUCUUCAACUUUUGCAAUAUUGUGAACAAAUUCUCAGUAAAAUCGUUGAAAUCCGAAUAAGGAUUGAUCGUCCGAAACCACCGAAAAUUAUCGAUAAGAAUGAAUUUAUUGCCAUGAUGGCCGAUCCAACACCAUAUGUUAAACCAGCCGAACUUUUGGAAAAAGAAGCUUUAUUUGAAAAUCGUCGUAAAAAAUUGGUUCAAAUAAGUACGGCAUUAAAAAGAAUUGAAUGGAUGGCAGCGGUAUCAGAUCCCAGGAAUUUCCGUAAUCUUGAAUCGUAA